Molecule: messenger RNA, 2362 nt
Organism: Coregonus sp. 'balchen'
Lineage: Eukaryota; Metazoa; Chordata; Actinopteri; Salmoniformes; Salmonidae
Source: the annotation of a GenBank genome assembly
CCUAACAUCUACAGCCAGAUUCUGGCGUCACUAAGCGGUGACAUCACCACGCCCUUUAACCUCACGACCUCAGGUCAUCAGCUUCUUCUGCGCUGGUCCUCUGACCAUGGCACCAACAGGAAAGGUUUUCCACGUCAGAUAUGUGGGUGAGUAUCAAAGUAUGUAUCCUGUUAAUAAUGACUUUCCUUCAACCAGCAUGUCUUCAUACACCCCCCUAUACCACACAACCAAUAGGAGUUAUUAACAUCAUGGCGAAGUAGUCCAGAAAUAGACUGGCCAUUGGGCAGUUCUGGCAAAUGCCAGAUGGGCUGGUCCAUCUUUAGCCCAGUGGGCCGGUCUAAAUCGGGGGUUUUGGGCUAAAUGAUCAUUAUUUGUAUAAUAAUGGGUCAGGGAGGACAAAAUGGACUGGUUUGUUAGAAAUGCACAUGCCGAUUUCUGAUCCCAGUACAUCCCUGAUCCCAGUACAUCCCUGAUCCCAGUACAUCCCUGAUCCCAGUCCAUCCCUGAUCCCAGUACAAUCCCUGAUCCCAGUACAUCCCUGAUCCCAGUCCAUCCCUGAUCCCAGUCCAUCCCUGAUCCCAGUCCAUCCCUGAUCCCAGUACAUCCCUGAUCCCAGUCCAUCCCUGAUCCCAGUCCAUUCCUAGGCACCGUCCAUCUCUCAUCCCAACACAUCCCUGGGCCCCAUCCAUCCUUGGGCCCCAUCCAUCCCUGGGCCCCAUCCAUCCCUGGGCACCGUCCAUCUCUCAUCCCAAUACAUCCCUGGGCCCCAUCCAUCCCUGGGCCCCAUCCAUCCUUGGGCCCCAUCCAUCCCUGGGCCCCAUCCAUCCCUGGGCCCCAUCCAUCCCUGGGCCCCAUCCAUCCCUGGGCCCCAUCCAUCCCUGGGCCCCAUCCAUCCUUGGGCCCCAUCCAUCCCUGGGCCCUAUCCAUCCUUGGGCCCCAUCCAUCCCUGGGCCCCAUCCAUCCCUGGGCCCCAUCCAUCCCUGGGCCCCCAUCCAUCCCUGGGCCCCAUCCAUCCCCUGGGCCCCAUCCAUCCCUUGGGCCCCAUCCAUCCUGGGCCCCAUCCAUCCCUGGGCCCCAUCCUCCUGGGCCCCAUCAUCCCUGGGCCCCAUCCAUCCCUGGGCCCCAUCCAUCCUUGGGCCCCAUCCAUCCCUGGGCCCCAUCCAUCCCUGGGCCCCAUCCAUCCUUGGGCCCCAUCCAUCCCUGGGCCCCAUCCAUCCUUGGGCCCCAUUACUGAAAACAAACAGGCCUUUAGGAUUCCCUAUUAAUUCCCUACUGAACAGGAAUUAGUCUAGCCAUCACAAUCAUCACUGUGUUGUGUGUAAAUGUUGUCUUUUGUUGUGUUGUGUUGUAAUGGACUGUUCUAUGUGCACACUGUAAGGACAAUUGAGUUAUUAUUAUAAUCAUUAUGUACUUGUCUGAAAGCAGAGAAAAGGGCAACCAGUGAAGAACAAACACCAUUGGAAAUACAACCCAUAUUUAUGUUUAUUUAUUUUCCCAUUUGUACUUUUAACUAUUUGCACUAUUUGCACACUUUUAACUAUUUGCACAUUGUUACAACACUGUAUAUCUACAUAAUAUGACAUUUGAAAUGUCUUUAUUCUUUUGGAACUUCUGAGUGUAAUGUUUACUGUUCAUAUUUAUUGUUUAUUUAACUUUUGUUUAUUAUCUACUUCACUUGCUUUGGCAAUGUUAACAUACGUUUCCCAUGCCAAUAAAGCACUUAAAUUGAAAAUUGAGAGAGAGAGAGAGAGAGAGAGAGAGAACUUUUUUUUUUUAAAUCUUGCUGUUCAUGUUUUAAAGUGUUGCUAUGCUCAGCUCAGUGUGCACAGCAGUAACAUCCACCAUGUUGUAGAGACGUGACAGUCCUUAGGCCAUCUCUCUCAUUAUCUCAUAAAUAGAAUGUAUUUUUCAUAAGUUUCUGUGAAUAACAAUUUAACAUCAACGUCAAGCAAACUUUGUUAAUUGCUGUACACCCCCUCUCCUCUCCUCACCUCCUCUCCUCUCCUCUCCUCUCCUCCUCCUCUCCUCUCCUCUCCUCUCCUCUCCUCUCCUCUCCUCUCCUCUCCUCUCCUCUCCUCUCCUCCUCUCCUCUCCUCUCCUCUCCUCUCCAUCUCCUCUCCUCUCCUCUCCUCUCCUCUCCUCUCCUCUCCUCUCCCUCUCCCUCUCCUCAGCUAUGUACUGCAGUACCCCAGACUCUCCCCAGCAGGGUUUUGUAGUGAGCCAGACAGGAGGGCAUCUCAACAGUGUGGUGGCGUUGGGGGCUGUGACCGGGGCUACAGGCUUAUUGGAAAAGGCCACAGGUGUCUGUAAGAAGACGGCCUAUGGGUAUUUUGCCUGGGACUCCGCCGGUACCUGCAUGUCA